ACCAAAGUAGCGGAGCGGUUUUUGCGUUUGCAAAUUUUAUUUUCCUUAAACUGCAACACCAUCAAGAAUUUAUACGCUUCUCCCCUUCGAAAAUGUUCUACCAUAUAUCACUCGAGCACGAGAUUUUGCUGCACCCGCGCUACUUCGGACCGCAGCUGAUCGAAACGGUCAAACAGAAGCUGUACACCGAAGUCGAGGGAACCUGUACGGGCAAGUAUGGUUUCGUGAUAGCCGUGACCACAAUCGACGACAUCGGUUCCGGUCUGAUCCUGCCCGGGCAGGGUUUCGUAGUCUACCCGGUCAAGUACAAAGCAAUCGUGUUCCGACCGUUCAAGGGUGAAGUGCUGGAUGCGGUCGUGACACAGGUCAACAAGGUGGGAAUGUUUGCCGAGAUUGGGCCGCUGUCGUGUUUCAUUUCGCACCACUCCAUCCCGGCCGAUAUGCAGUUCUGUCCCAAUGGUAAUCCACCGUGCUACAAGUCGAAGGACGAGGAUGUGGUGAUUGCUCUGGAGGAUAAGAUUCGACUGAAGAUUGUCGGUACCCGAGUGGACGCGACCGGAAUUUUUGCAAUCGGAACUCUGAUGGAUGAUUACCUGGGUCUGGCUUGCAGUUAGGCUUUAAAACGAUCUUACCACGAUAAGUAUAAUUUUAAUUCAAUUGCUUCGACGCUACAGUUUAGGGAACGAGGAUAAUUGUAAUUAUAAGUUCUAUUAUUUAA
Molecule: messenger RNA, 718 nt
Organism: Ochlerotatus camptorhynchus
Lineage: Eukaryota; Metazoa; Arthropoda; Insecta; Diptera; Culicidae
Gene: Rpb7
Product: DNA-directed RNA polymerase II subunit Rpb7
Exons: 3
Coding region: 93-614 (173 amino acids)
Biological process (GO): positive regulation of nuclear-transcribed mRNA poly(A) tail shortening; transcription initiation at RNA polymerase II promoter; DNA-templated transcription
Cellular component (GO): P-body; RNA polymerase II, core complex
Molecular function (GO): single-stranded RNA binding; single-stranded DNA binding; translation initiation factor binding
Source: RefSeq, a predicted model, not a curated record